Echinostoma caproni is the source of this 288-nucleotide messenger RNA. Lineage: Eukaryota; Metazoa; Platyhelminthes; Trematoda; Plagiorchiida; Echinostomatidae. The record is from the annotation of a GenBank genome assembly.
AUGGAACUAUGCAUGCAGACGUACUUCAAAUUCGAGGAUGAAAUCCACGAAUCGCUGAAAGAAGCACCAAUGGGAUCACCAAUUUCCAGAUUCGUAGCCGAAGCCAUAAUGCAGAAGCUGGAGAAGGAGGUACUACCAAGAAUCGUUCCAAAACUUUGGUUCCGAUACGUUGAUGACACAUUCGUCAUCUUGAAGAAGUCGGAACUUGACCGAACAGACAACAUUAUCAAUAAUAUAUUCAAUGGCAUCAAGUUCACAAUGGAAACCGAGAAGGACAAACAAUUAUGA